Molecule: messenger RNA, 507 nt
Organism: Gamsiella multidivaricata
Lineage: Eukaryota; Fungi; Mortierellomycota; Mortierellomycetes; Mortierellales; Mortierellaceae
Product: ribosomal L39 protein-domain-containing protein
Exons: 3
Coding region: 102-332 (76 amino acids)
Biological process (GO): translation
Cellular component (GO): cytosolic large ribosomal subunit; ribosome
Molecular function (GO): structural constituent of ribosome
Source: RefSeq, a predicted model, not a curated record
AGGAGUAUCUGCAAUUGCAUCCGGCCCAGGAACAACAUUUGCACCAUCGACAUAGAUUUUUAGCAAAAAAAAAACACAGGACAGGAUGUCUCAUGUGAACAAUGGCACGCCUUCAGGACUCUAUUCGCUGUUUGUUCAUAACGAGCCAACUGAUUCGGCACUAUACGACCUCAACAGUGCCUUCCAACAAGUCGUUCAUCAUCAAGCGCAAGCUCGGAAAGAAGCAGAAGCAGAACCGUCCUCUGCCUAACUGGUGCCGCAUGCGUACCGACAACAAGAUCCGCUACAAUGCCAAGCGCCGCCACUGGCGCCGCACCAAGCUGGGCCUCUAAACUGGUCGCCCAUGCGGUUGGACAGCUGGAGUUCAUUUACAUAUUGGCCUUUCGUGUUGUCCUAUAAAGAUUGCGAUUAAAACCAAAAGGCACAUAUCCGAUGCAAAGCCAUAAUGGCUUUUUUUUUACUAUUUGUGUAUACGCUCGAAAUGACACAUAGACAAGCAAACAUAGG